AUGAGUGUAAAUGAACAACAGUGCUUUAUCCAUCAGGGCUGUGUGCUCUGUCUACAAACAUCAUCAGAGAGUACCACUAUGUGAAGAUGUUAAAGACCUGGGCUGAAGCUCAGAGCUACUGCAGAGACACCUUCACUGACCUCGCCACUGUGCACGACAAAGAGGACAACGACAGGCUGAUGAGAGUCCAGGAAGGCCACGGAAAAUAUGCCUGGAUAGGGCUUUAUGAUGACAUUAAAGGAUGGAAGUGGGCGCUGGGAGAUAAAGACUUAAACGAUGAAUUCAGCAACUGGAGGGAAAAUGAGCCAAACAAUAUGAUGUCCAAGCAGGGCUGCGUCGUGAUGACACAGGACGGGUUUUGGGAUGACAAUAGCUGUAUGAGAACUCGUCCUGCAGUCUGCUACAAUGAAAAAGGUCCUUCCAGGUACAUUUUAGUGGAAACUCAGAUGACUUGGAUGGAGGCUAGGACACACUGUAGGUCCAGCUACACAGACCUGGUCAGUGUGAGGAACAUGUCUGAGAAUAAUAACAUCUCCUCACUGCUCUCAGUAGCCACUUGGAUCGGUCUCUCUCGAAGGACGUGGGCUCGCUGGUCUGACAAGACCCGCAGGACCUUCACUAACUGGGACACGAACCAGCCCGACAACAGUGGGGUCACUAUGACAUCAUGCACUGCAGUCAACACAAUCACAGGAACAUGGUUCGAUGCUGACUGUGAGGCAAGGAACCAUUUCAUCUGUCAAACGGUGUCUUAUCCACCUACUCAGCACAAAACAACCCUGAAGUUAAAGUUCCGGUCUGAGGCGGACCUGAAUGACCCGGCUGUUCAGCAGCAGAUGUUGGAGCAGCUGCACGCUAAACUGGAGAAACGUGGAUUAUCAGACUUUAAACUCAGCUGGAUUCAGACAGAUGGGCAGACGUUUCACAAGGAAGAGAAGAAGAAGAAGAAGAAAGACAAAGGGUCGUGUGGCUGAGCGGUGAUUGUGCAGAGGACAUUUAACUGCUGCUGUGACACAAUGUUUCAGUUCUAUGUUUAGUUUAAGUGUCACUGUGGACUCUCUACACCAUCAGGGGUAAUCAAUACGUUUUGUGUGUUAAUGUGUUUGGUUGCAGUACAUUAUAUAUCAUUUGUCUGUGUUGUCCAUUUUUAUUACUCAAAAUAUUUAUUUCACAGGAUUUUUUUGCUUGUUUUCAGCGUAACAAAAUGUCCUGCCUGUGACUUCAGAGCAUGUAGUGAGAGAAAUAUAAACAUAUUUUUGUUUAUGUCAUAUUUAAAUGUUUUAUGAGCGCUUGCUGAGUCCUUUGAAAUCUGAAUCGUUUAACGCUUGAUGUCUGAAAGUCUCUUCCGGCUUUGAAAGAUGUGACUGUGUUAGUGAUCAGCAUCGUAGUUCAUCAGCUCUGA
Epinephelus lanceolatus (giant grouper) is the source of this 1402-nucleotide messenger RNA. NCBI's taxonomy places the organism in Eukaryota, Metazoa, Chordata, Actinopteri, Perciformes, Serranidae. The record is from RefSeq and is a predicted model, not a curated record.